This is a messenger RNA of Dicrocoelium dendriticum, 575 nucleotides long. The record is from the annotation of a GenBank genome assembly. NCBI's taxonomy places the organism in Eukaryota, Metazoa, Platyhelminthes, Trematoda, Plagiorchiida, Dicrocoeliidae.
CGGAUCUUGAAGCAGACUCUUCAUCUCUACCUCGAGGAACUGAAUCUCUUCUCUUGUGCACAGCAUGGUUUUCGAAGGGCACGCUCAUGUACCUCGAACUUACUAGUUGCUAAGGAGAAAUGGGCGAAAUCGCUAGAUUCCGGCAAACGCUUGGACGUUGUGUUUGUGGAUUUCAGCAAAGCUUUCGACAGGGUCCCGCACGAACGACUUUUGCUUAAACUCCGAGGAAUCGGUAUUGCCGGGAAUCUUCUCUCCUGGAUCUCUGAUUUCCUUCGCGACCGCACGAUGCAGGUGCAAGUAAACGAUACAUUUUCCGCCCCUGUUCUCAUGACUAGUGGAGUCCCACAAGGUUCGGUCCUCGGCCCUGUGCUUUUCAACAUCUUCAUCAAUGACUUACCGUCAACACUCCAGGCGGAUUGCCUAAUCUACGCUGACGACUUGAAGCUGUGGAUGGAGGUAUCCAGUAUGGAAGAUGCUGACAGGUUGCAAUCGACACUCGACCUGCUACAUGAUUGGUCAAUUAAGUGGCAGUUGCCAAUGAAUCAUGAGAAGUGUUCAGUUCUCCCAGUUGGUGC